Molecule: messenger RNA, 3741 nt
Organism: Syngnathus typhle (broad-nosed pipefish)
Lineage: Eukaryota; Metazoa; Chordata; Actinopteri; Syngnathiformes; Syngnathidae
Gene: erap1b
Product: endoplasmic reticulum aminopeptidase 1b
Exons: 19
Coding region: 179-3028 (949 amino acids)
Biological process (GO): peptide catabolic process; proteolysis
Cellular component (GO): cytoplasm
Molecular function (GO): zinc ion binding; peptide binding; metalloaminopeptidase activity
Source: RefSeq, a predicted model, not a curated record
UAGUCUUGUGUGAGUUGGAUUCCCGCGUGUGAAUGUGGGCGUGUGACGAAAAGCAGCAAUUUGAUGAGAAGGAAGUUGCAAUCUCCCGGCAUGCAUUCGCUUUUGCCAGCUUUCACUUGCGCUCCUUCCUCUGUCUGCUGAGCGCGUCCGAAUCGAACCGGUGGUUUCAGUAGCCACCAUGUUCGUGGCUGCUCUUCGCUUGGUGGUCUUUCUUCACCUGGGCCAAGCGUUUGGGGCGCAGCUCCCACUCUUAAGCCUGCAAGACGUCACCGGCGCUCAGCCCUUCCCCUGGGAUCAGAUGAGACUCCCGCAAAGCGUCGUCCCCGUCCAUUACGACCUGACCGUUCACCCCAAUCUGACCACUCUGACCUUCAGCGGCGUGGUUCGCAUCCAGUUGGAUGUGCAAGAGGACACCAAAGCUAUCAUUUUGCACGCCAAGCAGUUGAAGACCUUCAACGCCAGGCUCAAGACGCCCGAGGGGACAAAGUCUCUUCAGAUUUUGGAGAACUCCAUUUACCAGCAGCUUGCUCUGAUGUCAGAUGAAGUGAUCCCUCAAGGGGAGGACUACGAGCUCCAUUUGGAAUUUUCCGCCAAUCUCUCAGACAGCUACCAUGGUUUUUACAAGAGCAGCUACCGCACCAGCAGUGGGGAGCGCCGGAUCAUGGCCUCCACGCAGUUUGAAGCCACCUUUGCCCGAGCGGCCUUCCCUUGUUUCGAUGAGCCCGCCUUUAAAGCCAACUUCACCAUCGCCAUCGUUCGGGAACCGCAACACGUAGCCCUUUCCAAUAUGCCCAAGAUAAAAUCGGUCGCAUUGCCAGGAGAUAUGUUUGAGGAUCACUUUGCCACCACGGUGAAGAUGAGCACAUACUUGGUCGCCUUCAUCGUGUCUGACUUUCACUCUGUGAGCAAGACGAGCCAACAUGGCGUCAAGAUUUCCGUCUACGCCGUGGCUGAGAAAAUCAACCAGACGGACUUCGCGCUGGACGCCGCUGUGAAGCUGCUCGACUUUUACGACGACUACUUCGAUAUUCCUUACCCGCUCCCCAAACAGGACCUGGCAGCCAUCCCCGAUUUCCAGUCGGGGGCGAUGGAGAACUGGGGUCUGACCACCUACAGAGAGGCCGCUCUUCUCUUCCACCCGGAAAAGUCCUCCAUUUCGGACAAAGUGCAAAUCGCCAGGAUUAUCGCUCACGAGCUUGCGCACCAGUGGUUUGGCAACUUGGUGACGAUGGAGUGGUGGAAUGACCUGUGGCUCAACGAGGGUUUUGCCAAGUUUAUGGAGUUGAUCGCCGUGGACGUCACCUACCCGGAGCUCCAAGCGAGUGACUUAUUCUUGGGGAAGUGCUACAACGCCAUGGAGGUGGACAGUCUCACCUCAUCACACCCCGUUUCCACCCAGGUGGAAAACCCCACUGAGAUCCAGGAAAUGUUUGAUGAAGUGUCUUACGAUAAGGGAGCGUGCGUUCUGAAUAUGCUGAAAGACUUCCUGACACCUGAAGUCUUCGAGGUGGGGAUCGUUCGCUACUUGAAGCGCUACAGCUACGCAAACACCGUCAACAGCCACCUGUGGGAGAGCUUGACCAACGUUUGCGAUCCGAAUGAUCUAGCAGGCGCGCCAUCAAAGCAAAAAGAAUUUUGCUCAAAGCUCACCCUCCCGUCUGGAGAAUUAUACGACGGGGACAAGUUUGACAUCAAGAGCAUCAUGGAAACGUGGACGCUACAGACGGGAUUUCCGCUAGUCAACAUUGAAUUAAAAUCUCGCAAGCUCCUGCUCACCCAGCAGCGUUACCUGAAGAUGGAGCCUCCGCCCGCCGCCGCCGACUCCUCCUCCACCGACGCUACCACCGACGCCCCCACCCAUGCCGAGAAGUCCAUUUGGAACAUUCCACUGACAUACAAGACAAGCGACUCUGCCAGAACAUACCAUCACCUGAUGAAAUCCUCAGUAGAUCUCCUGCGCCUCCCAAACAAUGUGGACUGGGUGAAGUUCAACGUGGACAUGAACGGCUACUACAUCGUUCACUACGGCAAAGACGGGUGGAAGAAUCUGAUUAAACUGCUGCACUCCAACCACACGGCGCUCAGCAGCAAGGACCGUGUCAGCCUCAUGCAUGACGUCUUCCGGCUAGCCAGCAUCAAGAAGGUUAGCUUGGAAACAGCCCUGGAGCUGGCCUCAUAUCUGCCCAAAGAGACCGACAUCAUGACCGUGACUCAGGGCUUCCGAGAGCUCAUCCCCAUCUAUAAACUGAUAGAAAAAAGGGAAAUUGGAGUUCUGGAAGACGGCAUGAAGGCUUUUAUGCUGGACCUGUUCAAGAAUUUGAUCGACACUCAGACGUGGGACGACUCCGGUUCGUCGUCUGAGCGAGAGAUGCGUAGCUACCUGCUGCUCUUUGCCUGUGUCAGGAACUACACUCCUUGCGUGACCAAAGCCAAGCACAUAUUCAACCUUUGGAAGGACUCGGACGGCCAAAUAAGCCUCCCCGUCGACAUCACCUUGGCCGUGUACGUUGUCGGGGCUCAAACGGAGGAAGGCUGGGACUUCCUCUUUGACUUCUACCGCCGGACUUUGCAAAUGUCCGUCCAGAACCGCAUCAGGAUUGCCUUGACCGUCAGCCCGUUGUAUAAAAAGCUCAAGUGGCUUCUGGGGCAGAGUCUUCUGGGUGAAGUGGUGAAAACGCAAGAGCUCCCAGAUGUGGUGGUCUCUAUCAGCAGGAACCCCCGAAGCCACAAACUAGCGUGGGACUUCCUCCGAACCAACUGGGCGACCCUGAUCAAAAAGUUUGGAGUUGGCUCCUCCUCCAUAGCGCGCAUGGUGACGGGAGUGACCAGCCUGUAUUCCACCAAAACGAUGCUCAUAUCGGUGGGAAAAUUCUUCAGCUCUCUGGAGGUGGAGACGGGCUCAGAGAUGCGAUGUAUCCAGCAGGCCUACGAAACCAUCUCCGAUAACAUACAAUGGGCCGAGACCAACUUGCCCUUACUGCAGUCCUGGCUGAGAAAACGCCAGAGAGUUACUCACGAGGACUUGUGAUAGGCACACAGACACUUUUUCAAUUGGUCAUAUUUUGGGGGUGACAGGUAGGUUAAUUCCAAAUUGUCCAUAGGUGUGAAUAUGAUUUUCGACUCCUUUUUUUUUUCCCAUCGUCAUCCAAAGUCAUCUGGAAUACGCCUUCCGAUACUGAACAGGAACGUAGUUCUGGACUUCACCUGUUGACAAUGCAUUUGUUUGUGUAACUUUCCAACUAUCCCUUGAAUUUGAAUGAAGACGGACGGACACUGUUUUGUGCCGAUGUUUUGCUAACGCACUGAUCUUGUUGUUCAUGGACAGAGAUGGUGCGAUACGAGACGUUCAAGGUUUUAUUGAAGCGGAACAUUAUUGUCCAUUGCUGCUGACUUGCUUCAUGCAUGGUAUUGCAAGUGUGACUUUAUGAAUUUGGAGUGAAGGUCCCAUGACAGCAACUCACGUCUAGAUGAAACGUUUAUCUGCUUGAAUAUUGCAACGCCUGAAGGAACACGGAUGUCCUAUGCGAUUGUUUUUAAUCUCGAUGAAUUUCACAUGCUGACCUUGCAUUGUCACACGGAUCCCCCCCAAAAAAAAAGAAAUCCAACAAAUUUGAUUUUGUCACAGCCGCCUUAACGACGUAAAGUCUGUGUUGCAUUGCGUCCUUGCCAUGAGUGUACCACAUGCUGACUUGAUGUACGGUGUCAAUGCAGAGUGGCAUCGGAUUAAAACAAGUGAUGAUA